Molecule: messenger RNA, 4465 nt
Organism: Chaetomium strumarium
Lineage: Eukaryota; Fungi; Ascomycota; Sordariomycetes; Sordariales; Chaetomiaceae
Exons: 5
Coding region: 173-4171 (1332 amino acids)
Biological process (GO): macroautophagy; endosomal vesicle fusion; cellular response to starvation
Cellular component (GO): late endosome; HOPS complex
Molecular function (GO): protein binding
Source: RefSeq, a predicted model, not a curated record
CUGAGCUCUGACGUAGCUCUCACCAAACAAACCACCCGGCCUUGGGCUCAAGCUUCGGAAGCCGCAACUGUCUGCAGCAACAUUGGACCUGAAAGCUCGGUUUUUGUGCAACCCGGUGAAUCCGCGCCACACCUCAAUACGCCAUGAAGGUGUCUCUGUCGUCCGCAUCAACAUGACGGAAAGUUCGCCACGACCCGGCGACGACGAAACACACAAUGCGACGACCGAACAGAGCUCCAACACCGAACCUCUGACUGACCGAGGCAUCAGAGGCACCAGCACGACAGAAUCAGAGUCUCCCAAUUGCGACAGGACUGGCUCGGGCGACCGCGAGGACAAGGACAAUGCAUCUGAGGUAACGGUAGAGGGGCCUAGCAGAGGAGUAGGGAAUGGCGGUGACGAUGAUGGAGAGGAGGACGGGGAUGAGGAACAAGACGAAAUGGACGAUGAGGAGGAGGACGACGAAGAAGAAGAAGACGAAGAGCCGAAGCUGAAGUACGCACGGCUAACCCAGCAUCUUGGCCCUGUCUACCGGAAUGGCGAUGCGACAAGUGCAUUUCUUGUCGCAGGGGACAAGAUGAUUGUCGGGACUCACAAUGGCAACAUCCAUGUCGUCGAGCUACCCGCGUUCCAAUCGUUACGUGUGUACCACGCGCAUUCCGCGUCCGUAACUUCCGUCUCGAUAUCUCCGUUUUCUCCUCCCUUGCCCAGUGCCGCCAUGCCCGAGGCUGCCGUGAAAUCAGUUCCAAACAGUCCCCUACGGCCGGCGACCAGCACCUCCGAGAGCCAUGCAUCCCCAGCUGCUGCCUCCCGGAGGCCCAAGGAGCAGCACGUCGUACCAAACACGCCGUCGAACAAUAUCCACAUCGCAACAUCGUCGAUGGAUGGCAAUAUUUGUGUGCAGUCACUGGUCGAUGUCAAGGAUGUCUCGCUGCGGAACUUUGCCCGCCCCGUGCAGGCAGUCGCUCUCUCGCCGGAGUACAAGAACGAUAGGAUGUACUUGUCCGGCGGACUGGCAGGCCAGCUCAUACUGACCGUCGGUGCGCCAACUGGGCGGAGCACGGCCAUGACCACUGGAGCCACGGCGCAAGCUGCCGGCUGGUUGGGCAGCAUGGUUGGGGCAGGCAGCGGUAAGGACACCGUUUUACACUCGGGCGAGGGUACCAUCAACACGAUCAAGUGGUCUUUGUCGGGAAGAUACGUGGCCUGGCUAAACGAGCACGGCAUCAAGAUCAUGCGCACUAAGCUCCAUCUCGAGCAUGCCGACGCUGAGGACGCGUGGCAGCGUAUCGGCCAUAUCGACAGGCCACAGACGAGUGAGUGGGAGACGAUGGCCAGCGUGUGGAAGGGCAGGGCCGAGUGGAUAGAUGAGCAAGCGGUGGAGCCGGACGAGACCAGCGGGGAUCAUCGUGAGGGUGUGUUCUCCCCUGCAGCUGAGAGUCUUAAACAACAGCAGAUUAGGGGCAGCAAGAAGAUCGAGCGGCUGCUCGUGGGGUGGGGAGGCACUAUCUGGAUCAUCCACGUUCAUCCAGGCGGUAUUGGCACAGGAAAGAAUGCCGGGGAGAGGUCCGCUGGACGGGCAGAAAUUGUAAAAAUACUUCGCAUGGAUUGCAUCAUUUCCGGCAUUUCGUUAUAUACCCAGAACCUGUUACUGGUUCUCGCGUACUGCUUACCCGAGGAGGAGGAGGAAGAGGAAGACGAGGGCACGCAACCAUCGGGGGUUCACAGACAGACCUUAUCCGAGAGCUCUAUCGGGAGCGGCGGCCCCCGAGGAGGCAUUCCGCGCAAGCAAAAUGCCCAGCCACCUGAGUUGCGGCUCAUUGACCUGUCAUCGCAAGCGGAGGUGGACAAGGACGGAUUGAGCAUCAGCCGCUUUGAGAGGUUGUCGUCCAAUGACUAUCACCUGGGUAUCCUGCCCGCCCGCAAUGCUGCUGCCGCGGCUUCCUCUCGCGGUGCGCUGGAGACACUCGCGGGACUAGGCACUGAUGUGCUCAACGCUGCGCUCAACCCUAUGUCCCUGUUCAGCUCCGCGGCGAGCGUCAUGAGCAAAGGCAGUGACGGGGCGUCCGGGGCGAAUGUCACCCCGGCUACGGGGCGAUCUGGACGCAUUUCGGUACAUCCGCAUCUCCUCAAACCCGGGAUCAAGAUCUUCAUCCAUAGCCCCUACGACUGUGUGCUGUCAACGAGGCGAGAUCUGAGCGACCAUCUGGCGUGGCUGUUAGACCACCAGCAGUACCAGCAAGCAUGGGAGUUGGUUGACCAGCAUCCCGAGAUCAUGUCCACAGCUCCCGAUGUCAGUCCCGCUUCCCCACAACAGACCCAGAGCACCGACGACUUCUACGAUGACACAGCGUCGGCCGCCGAGGGCAUGCGGUCCUUCUACUCUUCUGCGGAGAAGGAAAAGCGACGGAUUGGCGAGCUCUGGAUACAGGACCUCGUUGAGGCCGGCGACUGGACAAGGGCGGGACAGAUUUGUGGAAAGGUCCUCGGCACGCCUGACCGAUGGGAGAAAUGGGUGUGGACGUUCGCCGGGGCGAAGAAGUUUGAUGAGGUUGCCAAUUACAUACCCACCGAACGCACACGGCCGCCGUUGAAGGGGACUAUUUACGAGGUCAUGCUCGGGCAUUAUAUCCAAACGAACAAGCCCCGGUUCCGGGAGCUGUUGGAGCGAUGGUCGCCGGAUCUCUAUGAUGCGGGUGCGAUCACCGCGGCCCUGGAGGAUCAGCUCAAAUUCCGGGAUGUGCGCGAAGACAGCGUUGAGGACGGCGAAGUCGGGCGAGACUGGCGCAUUGUCAUGGAGAGCCUGGCCAAGUUGCACGAGGCCAACGGCAGGAAUCGCGAGGCGCUGAAAUGCCACAUCCGGCUCCAAGACGCCGAUUCGGCGAUGCGCUUGAUCAAGGAGGGCCACCUCGCGGAUGCGGUAGCGGACGACAUCCCGAGCUUCAUUGGCUUGCGCGUGCCGCAAGAUCGCGUUGGGAAGAUGAGCCACGCUGAGCUGGAGGAGGCCACGGCGGAGGCCAUCUCUCUACUCGUAGACGAGGCCCAGCACGGCCUAGUGAGGCCCGAGGUUGUCAUUACGCAGCUGCAGGAGAAGAAGCUGGAUGCCUACACCUUCUUCUACCUUCGGGGUCUGUGGCGCGGAGAGGGCAUGCACGAGCAUUCGGGCGAGUCGCACGCCCGCCUCGUUACCGAUAGUCAAACGCUAGUGGAUCAAUUUGCCGACCUCACUGUGCACCUCUUCGCCGUCUACGACCAGUCCCUGCUCAUGGACUUCCUCAAGACUUCAACCGCGUACGCGUUCGAGAAGGCCGCCCAAGAAUGCGAAGCCCUGAACUACAUCCCGGAGCUCGUCUACCUGUACUCUAAGACCGGGCAGACAAAACGCGCGCUCUACCUUAUCAUCGACCGCCUCGCCGACGUCAGCCGCGCCAUCGCCUUCGCCAAGGAGCAGGACGACCCGGACCUGUGGGAGGACCUGCUGGCCUACAGCAUGGACAAGCCGCGCUUCAUCCGCGCGCUGCUCGAGGAGGUCGGCACCGCCAUCAACCCCAUCACGCUGGUGCGGCGCAUCCCCGAGGGCCUGGAGAUCGAGGGCUUGCGCGAGGGGCUGAAGCAUAUCAUGAAGGAGCACGAGAUCCAGUACAGCAUCUGCGAGGGCGUGGCGCGGGUGUUGCGCAGCGAGGUCGCGGCCGCGCAGGGACUUUUGCGGGCGGGCCAGAGAAAGGGGGUCAAGUUCGAGGUCGUUGCUCCUCCUCCUCCUCCCCCUCACGCGGAUGGUGGACCGCGCGGGGAUGCUGCUGCCGCGGCCGAGAAGGCGAACGGGGACGCGACGAAGCCGUCACUGCCACCGCGCCCCACCACCACCACCAAGGCGAGGAAGUGGACGCCUGGACACUGCGCCGAGUGUCUCGAGCCGUUUGUCGAGUGGGAGGACGACACGCUGGUGGGGUUCGCGUGCGGACACGUCUUCCACCUGGCCCAUCUGCUCCAGAGACUGCACCCCGGCCAGAAGCAGGAGGCCGACGAUGCGCUGCUCAACGGGCUUGAUGCCGACCAGAGGUUCCUGUCGUCGGCGCAUCUCAUUGGGGCCAAGGUCACACAUGCCAGGCUGCUCAGGGAUCGCAUUGCUGGGGGGUGUCCGGUUUGCGUGGCGCGGGAGGAGGACAUGUAGCGGCGGAGAGGCGCCCCUUUUGGGACGCGGUGGUCGAGAUUUGGCAUAGGUAUUCUGGGGCGCAGCCGCUGUACAUAUUGGCGUGUACAUAACUUAGUGGAAGGGGGCCUGGUUCCUGACCUACAACAAUAACAGAGAGGUGUCCGAACACUCCUCAGCUCGGGCUGCCGUCAUGAGUCGCACCAUCGAGCCUCCACCUCAACAACAUCACCAUUACCAAGGGCGUGUGGCUCAGUUGGUAGAGCGUUCGCUUAGCAUACUGUCUUGUAUGCGAAAGGUCCUGGGUUCGAUUCC